AUGCCAAGGGCAUUUCUCAUCAAAAAACACAGUCCUGGGAAAGAAAUAGUUGGCUUCAAAGGAAAACUACUUCUUGAUGAACCUAUAAAAUGUGACAGUGUCCCUUCAGACCCCCUGAGUGAGGAAAUAACACAAACAGAUGCCAAAGCACCAUAUGACUUAAGUGUGAAGAUACGGAAACCUGAAAGUUUAUAUGAAGAACAUCCAUCAUUACAUGUUCGAACUCCACCCACUGUCAUUGAAUUUUCACCAAAAAUUGUUACUUCAUCUAGUGUUCUGACGCCACCAAUAGGAGUUGCCAUGAUCGAUAGGAUAACGCCUUCACCUAGUCACCUGCUGAAACCUGUUGCAUCUCUGGAACCAUUGAACAGUGCUCCUGAUUCGCGGCCUUCCACAUGGCAGAGACCAGUUUUCACCCCGUCAUAUAUCCCAUUCAAUUUCCCUUUUAUACCGUUCCCGAGGCCCGCAUCCGAUUUUCACUCCGGUCCUUAUUUGGGGGGAACGGCACUCGUGUCACCCCCUUUGUUACCAUUGUCACCGCCACGAAUUCAACUGUCCCCCUGCAUUCCUUCAGAGCCUGCAUACUACGAGAAAUCCGCAUCGCAUCUCAAUCCAUUGGAUCUGCCCCUGAAGGAACAUUCCGCUUUCUUAACCCCAUGGAUUCACAAGGAAGGAUCUACUUCGCCAAUUUCAAGGUCGGAUAGUAGUGAAUCCGGCAGGGAUUCUAUAGGUAAUAAAUACAGUGGAGUUGUUAGCAGCUCAACAGGAAGUCCUGUAACGUCACAAGCUCCAAGGUAUCAGUGCGUCGAUUGCAACAAAAGUUACGCAACCUACAGUGGACUAUCUAGGCAUCGACAAUUCCAUUGCAUCACUCAAGCAAAGAAAGCCUUUAACUGCAAAUACUGCGAUAAAGUUUACGUCUCUUUAGGAGCAUUAAAAAUGCAUAUUCGCACUCAUACCUUGCCGUGUAAGUGCAAUCUAUGUGGCAAAGCCUUUUCCAGACCUUGGUUACUUCAAGGACAUAUCAGAACUCAUACUGGUGAGAAACCAUUUGCAUGUCCACACUGCAGUCGAGCUUUUGCUGAUCGGUCGAAUCUUAGGGCUCACCUACAAACUCAUUCUGACAUUAAAAAAUACAGCUGCAACGCAUGCAGUAAAACUUUUUCCAGGAUGUCUUUACUUUUGAAGCACAACGAUGGUGGUUGUGUAAAUGCCCAAACUCGUGCCAAUCCUCGUCUGUACCAGUAA
Molecule: messenger RNA, 1248 nt
Organism: Uloborus diversus
Lineage: Eukaryota; Metazoa; Arthropoda; Arachnida; Araneae; Uloboridae
Product: zinc finger protein SNAI2-like
Exons: 2
Coding region: 1-1248 (415 amino acids)
Biological process (GO): regulation of DNA-templated transcription
Molecular function (GO): DNA-binding transcription factor activity, RNA polymerase II-specific; RNA polymerase II cis-regulatory region sequence-specific DNA binding
Source: RefSeq, a predicted model, not a curated record